AGGUAGCAAUUCAAAAGAAGAGUUACUUCUCAAAUUGAAAAAGACAAGAAAUGCGCUUCUUAUUGGUAUUGGCUUUUGCCACCGUUGCCCUUGCUGGCACAGUUUUACCCAAUCAGGGUUCCUUCAUUCGUCCCAUGAGCAACAAGGUUGACGAAUAUGUCACCGACCUUAUGGAAAAUGAUGGUGAAGUUGAAUAUGUUGUCGAUCAUGAAGAUGGUACCGCCGAAGUUGCUCCCCAAUUCAUUUUGUCCUGGCAAAUUCGUCGUUUCAUUCGCAAAUUGCAAAAGCAAAUGCCUUGUGGCUGGCCUCAAUAUGGUAUUCCUCCAUUGGCCCCCUUGAAGGUUCGCGAAGCUGAAUUCACUUUGAAGAAGGGAAUUUUGGAAACCUUCGACAAAGUUUUCAAAUUCCGUGUUGAUGGCUUGGACAACUUCAAAAUUAAACAAUUCAAAUUGAACAUGUUCACCUCCAAGAUCAAAUUUGAUUUCUUGUUUAAGAACAUUGCUGCCUCCGCUUCGAAAUAUGAAACCGACACCAUUUUGGAUGCCAUGCGUCAAUUGGGCCUUUCCGUGCAAUACGAAGGUGACGGCACUUUGGGAUUCGGUUUGAAGAAUUUGCGCGUUGCAGGUACUUUGAAAUACAAAAUGCCCAUUUUGUGGGGUUCCAUCAAGAUCACCUCUUUGAAGACCCAAAUUACCUUGGAAUCCUGCGAAUCGGAAAUUGGCGGUUUCAUGGGUGAUGGUUCCAUCAACCGCAUGAUCAAUCGUCAAAUCGAGAACUUCGUUGAGAAGGGCAUUAACAAUAAUCAAGAUGAAAUUUCCGACUUCAUCGAAGACAACUUGGUGCCUAAGGUCAACAAGUUGUUGAAGGGUAACGAUUUCUGGACUUUGAUUGAUUUGAUUUUCUCCAGCUCUGAGGGUGAAAGUGAAGACGAUCCCAUCACCACCAACUGUGUUCCUCCUGCAGAUCCCUGGGCUUAAAUAAAGUUGAAACGUAAUGAAGUUCUGUAAUUUUUUUUAACGAAAAAUACAUACAGAAAAUGUUUCUUUGAAAUGAAAUAAAAGAAUGUAAAUAAAAUUUAA
Messenger RNA from Stomoxys calcitrans (stable fly), 1079 nucleotides. RefSeq lists its product as uncharacterized. The transcript has 3 exons. The coding region runs from base 51 to 977 and encodes 308 amino acids. Lineage: Eukaryota; Metazoa; Arthropoda; Insecta; Diptera; Muscidae. The record is from RefSeq and is a predicted model, not a curated record.